This is a messenger RNA of Helianthus annuus (common sunflower), 1901 nucleotides long. Its product is annotated as sugar transport protein 5. Gene Ontology annotation, biological process: monosaccharide transmembrane transport. The record is from RefSeq and is a predicted model, not a curated record. The transcript has 4 exons. Gene Ontology annotation, cellular component: membrane. The coding region runs from base 122 to 1612 and encodes 496 amino acids. Lineage: Eukaryota; Viridiplantae; Streptophyta; Magnoliopsida; Asterales; Asteraceae. Gene Ontology annotation, molecular function: monosaccharide transmembrane transporter activity.
AUUCCUAAAAAUCCUGAAUAAAUCCAAAUACUUUCGGCCUCUCUCUCUCUCUCUCUCUCUCUCUAUCUCCACAACUUUCGACAAAAAUCAUAUCAUCUUGAUCCAAAUUUCUUCAACAAAAAUGGAAGAAGAAGAGGAAGAAAUAUGCAAAACACCUUUGACAAACACGGUUAUAGUUGUUUGUAUCGUCGCAGGUUCUUCUGGUGUAUUGUACGGAUAUGAUACUACGGUUUCUGGAGGGGUGAUGAUGAUGACGCCAUUCUUAGAAAAAUUCUUCCCCGCGGUUCUAGCGAAGAUGAGGGACCCCAAAGAAGACCAAUACUGCUUGUUUGAUAAUCAUAAAUUAACCGCAUUUAUAGCAUCCAUGUUCAUAGCGGGUUUGAUGUCAUCUUUGUUGGCCGGACGGGUUACACGUGUCAUAGGACGCCGCUUUAGUUUGAUUACCAGUGGAAUCCUCUUCAUAACGGGCAAUGCCUUUGCGGUUUUUGCAGACAAUGUUACUACACUCCUUGUGGGCCGCCUGUUCGUCGGCUUUGGCAUCGGAUUCGCAAAUCAGGCUGCACCAGUAUACAUAACCGAAAUGGCACCAUCAAAAUGGCGAGGAGCUCUAAACACAGCUUUUCAAUUCUUCGUAUGUUUGGGCGCCGUCAUUGCCAGCUUAAUAAACUUAGCCGCUAACCACUCGAAAAGCAGCCACGGUUGGCGGCUCUCGUUGGGGUGCGCCAGUGUACCAGCCACGGUCCUCAUCAUUGGGGCUUUAUUUAUCCCCGACACCCCAUCAAGCUUGAUCCAACGCGGGAAGAGUGACGAGGCCCUGGCCGCAUUGACCAAGGUCCGGUCAACCAGGGAGGGGGCUGAAGCCGAGCUAAACGACUUGAUUAACUGCAAUGAGGCUGUGAGAUCGAACCAUGAGUGGCAUUACAAGACACUAAUGCAGCCUAGAUUCAGGCCACAUCUAGUGUUGACAUUAUUGAUUGCAGGGUUUCAGCAGCUCACGGGGAUCGGUAUGAUUGCUUUUUACGCACCUGUGGUGUUGAGGACGAUAGGGUUGCGGACCGAAGGGUCUUUGUGUGGAACUUUAGUGAUUGGAGUUGUGAAUUUGGCAUCUGUAUUCAUGUCAACUUGCAUGGUUGAUAAUGUUGGAAGGAGGUUAAUGUUUUUACAAGGUGGUUUGCAAAUCAUUUUUGGUCAUGUAUUCAUCGCAUGCACACUUGCGAUUCAAUCACAAGGCCAGUAUGACGAACUCGAGGAUAGCUAUUGGAUCGCGGUGCUAGUGUUAAUGUGUCUAAUUUCAUCAGCGUUUGGAUGGUCAUGGGGUCCACUUACUUGGCUUAUCCCGAGUGAAAUACUACCAAUAGAGGUUCGUGCAGCUGGAACAGGCAUCGGUGUCUCAACAAACUUCAUUAUGACUUUCAUACUGACUCAGUGUUCAAUGUCAAUGCUAUGUUCUAUGAAAUAUGGUUUGUUCUUCUUCUACGGUGCCAUGACGUCGCUGAUGACGGCCGUUAUCGGUGUUUUCUUGCCGGAGACCAAAGGAGUUCCCCUUGAGUUCAUGGACACUGUUUGGUGUAAGCAUUGGUAUUGGAAGUAUGUUGUUACCGCACAGGUUUGACCUUAAACAGCAGCACCUGUUUGAAAUGGUCAUGAGGAGCCUGAAGCAAAGAGAUAAGACCACUUUUGACUCCUGCACUAAAGAUUAUUUACCUAACACAGGGAUGAAAUGAUGUGAUGUUCGGGUGUUAAGGGAAACGAUGAAGAUUGUGAGUCCGUUCUUCGUCUUAAACUACGGAUCUGAAAUUGUUAAUUUGAUAGGACCAUAGUUUUUUGUAAUUUUGUUUUGAGUGCUAAUCAUGUUGAUGAUAGAUUAUUGUUCUUUGGUUUCAAGGUGCUCUAAUCACUUA